GUCCCGCCUAGGCGCGCUGUGUCUUGUGGGUGGGAACUGGCUGACUGGGUUUGGCGUUUCGCGCGAUGCCGCGGCUGGGAGACCAGAAGCUGACGCCAAGACACUUGAAUUAGCUCUAGCAGAAGAGAAAUGGAGGAGCCGUAGAGCAUUAAGAAUGAAUUCAGGGAGGCCUGAGACCAUGGAAAACUUGCCUGCUCUCUACACUAUUUUCCAAGGAGAGGUUGCUAUGGUGACAGACUAUGGAGCCUUUAUCAAAAUCCCAGGCUGUCGGAAGCAAGGUCUGGUCCAUCGAACUCACAUGUCAUCCUGUCGGGUGGAUAAGCCCUCUGAGAUAGUAGAUGUUGGAGACAAAGUGUGGGUGAAGCUUAUUGGUCGAGAGAUGAAAAAUGAUAGGAUAAAAGUAUCUCUGUCCAUGAAAGUUGUCAACCAAGGAACUGGGAAAGACCUGGAUCCCAACAACGUUAUCAUUGAGCAAGAAGAGAGGCGGAGGCGAUCCUUCCAGGACUACACUGGGCAGAAGAUCACCCUUGAGGCUGUUCUGAACACUACCUGUAAGAAGUGUGGCUGUAAAGGUCACUUUGCAAAAGAUUGUUUCAUGCAGCCAGGUGGGACCAGGUACUCUCUGAUACCUGAUGAGGAAGAGGAGAAGGAAGAGGCAAAGUCAGAAGAAUUGGAGAAGCCUGACCCCACAAAGAAUUCUUCUCGAAAAAGAAAGAAAGAAAAGAAGAAAAAGAAACAUAGAGACAAGAAGUCAUCUGACUCUGACAGCUCAGACUCUGAGAGUGAUGCAGGCAAGAGGGCCAGGCACACACCCAAAGACAGUAAGGCAGCAAAGAAGAAGAAAAAGAAGAAGAAGCACAAGAAGAAGCAUAAGGAGUGAGACUAGGAAGAGCAGAGGGGGUGGCUGAGAGAAUCAGGAACCAGGAGCCUAGUGCCAAUGAGCCCUGGGUCCUGAGCAACUUAAUGUGGCCUCCCACCCCGCUGACUCUGCUCCCAUGGGAGAUGGCUUUCCUCAUGUAGCAGGCAGGUUUGGGAGUUAAGAGUUCAAAAGCAGCUGCCUAGCUGAGUUACUGUUUCCUUGUCACACCCAGAUCCUUUGCAGUGACCUCUGUGUCUACCCAUUCAUUCACACAACUUCUUCACUCACUGGGAGGUCAUGUUACCCUCCCCAGCUGCCACUGCCAGAGCUGGAUUCCUAGGGGUCUAGGCUAAAUCCACAGGUCCUGCUGUGGAGGUGAAUCUGGCUGUAGUUGGACACAGAGUGAUUGGCCCCUUCCUCCUGUUGGUCUGUGUUGGGCCAAUUGGUGGGUGGUCUCUGCCGCAUCCAGCACAGGAGCAGGAGACCGGCAGCAGGAGGCAGAACACGGUAAGAAGUGGUGCUCACUUCUCCCAGUCCCCCAACACCGUUCGCCUGUGCUGGAAGUGACAGCCAGUGGCCACCGUCAGAAAGGAGCCAUCCAGCGUGACUGAGCUCGUGUGUGACAUUCCAGCAGAACACUGAACCAGACAUCUGAAGCCAAGAUCAUUGCUCUACUUUGUAUCUGCUACCGUGUGAGUCAGUCGGUUCCACUUCAGAUCUCUGCUUAAAUUCCUGGCACUAAA
This is a messenger RNA of Lepus europaeus (European hare), 1602 nucleotides long. RefSeq names its product zinc finger CCHC-type containing 17 (gene ZCCHC17). The transcript has 8 exons. Gene Ontology annotation, molecular function: zinc ion binding; RNA binding. Bases 155 to 880 code for a protein of 241 amino acids. NCBI's taxonomy places the organism in Eukaryota, Metazoa, Chordata, Mammalia, Lagomorpha, Leporidae. Gene Ontology annotation, biological process: RNA stabilization. The record is from RefSeq and is a predicted model, not a curated record.